AUGGGACGACCUUCUGUGCCGCUCUCAGCGGAUUUACCGCCCCUCAUUUUCGGAACCGCGACCUUUAACUCACAGUACAAUGCUGACCCAUAUGCCCUCGCUACGACUGCGAUAGUCCAUCGCGCAUUGUCUGCCGGUAUCAGGGCUUUUGACACAUCACCUUACUACGGGCCAGCGGAGGAAUUGCUGGGUCGUGCUCUAUCCAGCUACUUCGUGCGUUCCAAUUUUCCGCGAUACACCUACCGUCUGCUCACCAAGGUUGGUCGCAUCGCUGCACAGUCCUUCAACUACUCUCCGGCAUGGAUACGAAAAAGUAUAAAACGCAGCUUAUCCCGGCUUGACACAUCCUACCUAGACGUCGUAUACUGUCAUGAUGUCGAGUUUGUGUCUCCGGCGGAGGUUUUAGGCGCGGUUGUGGAGUUGCGCAGAAUACGGGAUGCGGAGGGGUCAAUCCGUUAUAUCGGGAUAUCAGGGUACCCUGUGGACGUUUUGUGUUCGCUGGCAGAGAUGGUUUUGGAAGAGACUGGUGAACCGCUGGAUGCCGUGAUGUCGUAUGCUAAUUUUACAUUGCAAAACACAAAACUUGCUGUGGAAGGCCUAUCGCGCCUUGUUGCUGCGGGAGUCGACGUGGUUCCCAAUGCCUCCCCACUAGGAAUGGGCCUGCUGAGGCGCAAAGGUGUCCCAAUUGGGAGUAUGGGUGAUUUCCAUCCUGCGCCUGAUGGACUACGAAAUGCUAUACUUGCGGCAAGUGAGUGGGUAGCGCACCAGGGCGAAAAAAUUGAAGUUGUCGCUAUACGGUAUGCUCUCGAGUCAUGGUUACGUGAGGGCUCACCUGUUGGUGUCCUGGGGCCACCGCUUGCGCGUUUCCCGGAUGCAGAUCCGGUAUUCACCUCUACUAUUACACAUGGUGUCGGACGGAGACUAGGGGUCAGCGUCAUGGGUGUGAGCAAUAUUGAUGAGCUGGAUGAAACUCUUCGUGUGUGGCGGAGUAUUAUCGAUGGCCUGGAGGACAAAGGAGACAAGGACGAUGCUCCCCCCUCCGAGGAGGUGGAAUAUUUCUCCGAAGGAACAAUGGUGGCAACUGGUGCCUCUAGUCCUUCAUCAUCCACCGCCGCGUCUAAGACUCCCAACGCUCUUACCCCAUCCGGUGACAUCGCCGACCGCAAGUGGUCCCGAGACAGACGCCAGCGCAUAUUAAAGCUGGCCGAAGGGAUUCGCGAAAUCCUCGGGCCGGACUGGGUGAAUUAUACCUGGGAAAGUCCCGGGAAAGGGUUUGUAAAUACCCCCCCUGACAACCACGGCGACAUGGAUGAGCCGGCUGCAUGA
Histoplasma capsulatum G186AR is the source of this 1326-nucleotide messenger RNA. RefSeq names its product D-arabinose 1-dehydrogenase (NAD(P)(+)) ARA2. The transcript has a single exon. Gene Ontology annotation, molecular function: D-arabinose 1-dehydrogenase [NAD(P)+] activity. Gene Ontology annotation, cellular component: cytosol. NCBI's taxonomy places the organism in Eukaryota, Fungi, Ascomycota, Eurotiomycetes, Onygenales, Ajellomycetaceae. Bases 1 to 1326 code for a protein of 441 amino acids. The record is from RefSeq and is a predicted model, not a curated record. Gene Ontology annotation, biological process: dehydro-D-arabinono-1,4-lactone biosynthetic process.